Molecule: messenger RNA, 1614 nt
Organism: Abrus precatorius (Indian licorice)
Lineage: Eukaryota; Viridiplantae; Streptophyta; Magnoliopsida; Fabales; Fabaceae
Product: COP9 signalosome complex subunit 4
Exons: 15
Coding region: 193-1386 (397 amino acids)
Cellular component (GO): cytosol; COP9 signalosome
Source: RefSeq, a predicted model, not a curated record
GAAAUGAACGUUUCAAUCCAAAGUAAAAAGAGCAGUGGGCAAUAUACGAAGGUGAAGAGGGUUGAGCAGAGGUUGGAACUUGGGAGAGUGGUGUUUGAUUCAAAUUCCGACGGAGGAGUGAGGAAUCACAACCUCCACCGGCCAACGCUGUAACUGUCGGCGACGCUCCACACUCGCACAACGCCGAUAGUGAUGGAGAGUGCUUUUGCAAGCGCUUCUGCGAUUACUGACCAGAGACAAAAGAUAGAGCAGUAUAAGCACAUCCUCUCUGCUGUCAUUUCAUCUAAUGACAUUGUUCAAGCUAGGAAAUUCAUAGAUCACAUGUUAUCAGACGAUGUUCCAUUAGUAGUGUCACGGCAACUUUUGCAGACCUUUGCUCAAGAGUUGGGAAGAUUGGAGCCUGAGACACAGAAAGAAAUUGCUCAUUACACCCUUGCCCAGAUUCAGCCCCGAGUCGUGUCAUUCGAAGAGCAGGUUUUAAUUAUUAGAGAGAAACUUGCCGAGCUUUAUGAAUCUGAGAAGCAAUGGUCAAAAGCAGCUCAGAUGCUCAGCGGUAUUGACCUAGAUUCAGGAAUGAGGGUGAUUGACGAUGCAUUCAGGUUGUCAAAGUGUGUCCAAAUUACUUGUUUAUACCUUGAGGAUGAUGAUGCUGUUAAUGCUGAAGCUUUUAUUAAUAAAGCAUCAUUCUUGGUUAGCAAUAGUCAGCAUGAAGUACUGAAUUUGAAGUACAAGGUUUGCUAUGCAAGGAUCUUAGAUUUGAAAAGGAAGUUUUUGGAAGCAGCCCUACGAUAUUAUGAUAUAUCUCAAAUUGAGAAAAGGAAAAUAGGAGACGAGGAGAUUAAUGAGGAAGCACUUGAGCAAGCUUUAUCUGCUGCUGUUACAUGCACGAUAUUGGCAGCUGCAGGACCUCAACGUUCCCGUGUUCUUGCCACUCUGUACAAGGAUGAGCGGUGUUCAAAGUUGAAGAUCUAUCCAAUAUUGCAAAAGGUAUAUUUGGAGAGAAUUCUCAGAAAGCCAGAAAUUGAUGCUUUUGCAGAAGAAUUGAAACCACACCAGAAAGCACUUCUUCCAGACAAUUUCACUGUGCUUGACCGUGCUAUGAUUGAGCAUAAUCUUCUGAGUGCAAGCAAGCUUUAUACUAAUAUCAGCUUUGAUGAGUUAGGAACACUGUUGGGGAUCCCACCACACAAGGCUGAGAAGAUAGCAUCAAGAAUGAUUUAUGAGGAUAGGAUGAGGGGCUCUAUUGAUCAGGUUGAAGCCGUAAUACAUUUUGACGAUGACACUGAAGAGUUGCAACGAUGGGACCAGCAGAUUAUGGGCCUGUGUCAAGCUCUCAACGAUGUUUUGGAUAGCAUGGCCAAGAAGGGUUUUCCAGUUCCUGUUUAACCUGGUGGAUGCUUCAUAAUUUCUUUGUUAAUACAUUCUUAGUAAAGCAUCCUUUUUUUGUUUGAUUUUUUGUGAACUUCACUAUACAUACAAUAACAUUAAUUACCUCACAUAUUAGAUUCCAAAUUCGGUUUAUCCAAGGGCCUGUUUGGUUACUGCUUCUGACUUAAUGAGUUUCUGAAGUUUAUCUCGGCUGUGCUUUCGACAGUAUUCAAUUCUGCUUGCCCG